Molecule: messenger RNA, 549 nt
Organism: Nanorana parkeri
Lineage: Eukaryota; Metazoa; Chordata; Amphibia; Anura; Dicroglossidae
Gene: NOP16
Product: NOP16 nucleolar protein
Exons: 5
Coding region: 50-544 (164 amino acids)
Biological process (GO): ribosomal large subunit biogenesis
Cellular component (GO): nucleolus
Source: RefSeq, a predicted model, not a curated record
CGUGCGCCCGCUGCUCGGUCGCCCAUGUGUUCGUGGUGAGAGGAAGAAGAUGGGGAAGGUGAGGAAGACUCGGAAGAACACGUUUAAUUACAGUGUGAAUAGGAAGAAGCUGAAGCACAAAGCUAGGAAGAAAGCAGCGCCGAGGAUCGCAUGUGAUGAGAUCAGAAAUGCCUGGAAUCACUCAAAAUCUGUGGCUGGAAACAUGGCUGAGAUGGGCCUGGCUGCAGACCCCAACAAAGCUCUGCCGAUACGUCCACGCACAGUGAUUGGUGAACAGAGCAGAGUUCGAAAGCCCUAUGUAUUAGAAGAACUGAAAGCUGCUGCCAGCCUGCCAUCGAAAAGAACUAUGGGCAUCUCUAACGACAUGAUUUUGUAUGUUCGGCACAUGGUGGAAAACUAUGGUGAAGAUCACAAGGCAAUGGCUCGAGAUGAGCAGAAUUACUACCAGGAUACACCCAAACAGAUUCUACGUAAAAUCAAACUGUACAAGCACCAUCACCCUCAGGAGUACGAGGCUCUGCUUGCAUCAAGAACAAAACAGUGACACAA